AAAGUCAGAACAAAAAUUCUAAAAAUUAGCGAAAAAAGUCUUUUAAUUUCCUCAUUUUCAACAAAAUUCCUUUUUUUAUUCAGAAAUUCCGUGCAAAGUCUCAAUUCACGGUCAUUUUCUAUCAUUCCAGCACACGAUUUUUAAUUGAUAUCGUAUUACGCAGUUCAGAUUAGCGAGUCGUCAUCACGAAGAAAAAAUGUCUGACUCGGAUUCGAUUGUUGCUGCCUUGAAACUUCUCAUCAUCGGAGAGUCAGGUGUUGGCAAAUCCAGUUUAAUGCUCCGUUUCACAGAUGACCAAUUCGAGGAGUCUCAAUGCACGACCAUUGGCGUGGAUUUCAGGACAAAAGUCAUGGAUAUUGAUGAUGUCAAGUUUAAAUUGGCGAUUUGGGAUACGGCGGGUCAGGAACGCUUUCGAACACUCACGUCGUCGUUUUACAGAGAUGCCGUCGGAGCAAUUUUAAUGUACGACGUCACAAACCGCACAACGUUCGACAAACUCGACAUGUGGCUCGACGAAUUGGAAAUUAACGGCAACAAACCCAACAUGGCAAAAAUGUUAGUGGGCAACAAAAUUGACAGAGUAGAUCGUCAAGUGGCCCGCGAAGAAGGUUUGGCGUUCGCGCGAAAACAUCGAAUGCUCUUUGUCGAAAGCUCGGCCAAAACUAGCGAAAAUGUGAUGAAUGUCUUCGAGGAAAUUGUCCGAAAAAUUGUCGAAACGGACAAUUUAUGGGAUCGAAACAGCUAUCGACCCGGUGUUAGUUUGAGCGACGGAAGUGGCGCGGCUGGAUCGUACUGCAGUUGUUGAUUUCUCGAAAAUUUUUUAAAUAAAUUUCGUAAAUUUCCUUGGUUUUUUGUCCCGAAAAAUUUUUAUGUUCAAAAUAUUUACAAAAAUUUCAAAUAAAUUACUCGAAUUUGAAUUUUAGG
Culicoides brevitarsis is the source of this 924-nucleotide messenger RNA. RefSeq names its product ras-related protein Rab-18 (gene Rab18). The record is from RefSeq and is a predicted model, not a curated record. Lineage: Eukaryota; Metazoa; Arthropoda; Insecta; Diptera; Ceratopogonidae. The transcript has 4 exons. Gene Ontology annotation, molecular function: GTP binding; GTPase activity. The coding region runs from base 197 to 805 and encodes 202 amino acids. Gene Ontology annotation, biological process: vesicle-mediated transport.